Messenger RNA from Gymnodraco acuticeps, 891 nucleotides. RefSeq names its product anion exchange protein 2-like. Lineage: Eukaryota; Metazoa; Chordata; Actinopteri; Perciformes; Bathydraconidae. Gene Ontology annotation, biological process: monoatomic anion transport. The annotation marks the transcript as partial. Gene Ontology annotation, molecular function: monoatomic anion transmembrane transporter activity. The transcript is spliced from 7 exons. The record is from RefSeq and is a predicted model, not a curated record. Gene Ontology annotation, cellular component: membrane.
CCCAUCACCUGUUCCCUUGUUCCUGCAGGUGAUCUCUGACUUCUGAUCAUGACUCAUCAUUUCUCUGAGGAUCCUGCUGCCAUCAGUCAUUCUGCAGCUCCUCGGCGCCUCAGUGAGGAUGAAGAGGAGGAUGAAGACCUGAACAGGGUGUUGGGAGUUCGUGUUUUCCAGCAGAUCCUGAACCCAGCAGCGCUCAGAGCUCCAGAGAAACACCGAGUGAUCGACGAGCAGGAAGUGGAGGAUCAUCGUCUCUUCUCUCCUCACGUCCUCCAGCCGUUGGCCAGGAGGAGGACCAAUGAGGGCCGGCGAGGCUCCGUCCCCACAGCAACCAUCGAAGAGGACGGGGAGGAAGAGGAGGGUGAGGAAGAUGGAGAGGAGCCCUGCAGUGACCUACCCACCGGCUCAUCCAAUCACAACGGCCGCAUAAUGGCGAGCGCUGACGACGAAGAGGAGGCUGAGACGCUAAUGUCGGUCGACCUGGACGACAUGAAGAGUCACCGAUUGGACGACGUCCAGGCUGUGCGGCGUCACCUGAUGAGGCGGAGCUCCAGAGGGCCAAUCAGAGAUCAGACGGGGGUCCGGACACCGGCUCACCUGCAGCCGGACAGAACCCCCCACGAGGUGUUCGUGGAGCUGAAUGAGCUGGUGAUCGACAGGAACCAGGAGCUACAGUGGAGGGAGACGGCUCGAUGGAUAAAGUUUGAGGAAGAGGUGGAGGAGGAGACGGAGCGAUGGGGGAGACCUCACAUCGCCUCGCUCUCCUUCAGAUCCCUGCUGGAGCUCCGGAAGACCAUCUCCCACGGCGCCGUGCUGCUGGACCUGAAGCAGAAGACGCUGCCAGGCAUCGCUCAGCAGGUGGUCGAGCAGAUGGUGAUCUCAGAUCUGAUCAAA